Messenger RNA from Venturia canescens, 2964 nucleotides. RefSeq lists its product as uncharacterized. Lineage: Eukaryota; Metazoa; Arthropoda; Insecta; Hymenoptera; Ichneumonidae. The coding region runs from base 1 to 2964 and encodes 987 amino acids. The record is from RefSeq and is a predicted model, not a curated record. The transcript has 2 exons.
AUGAGGGUCGAACACAUUGAGCACAGGAUAGAAAGUCAGAUGGAAACCCUCGAUCUGCUACAAGACACACGACAAACUCUCCUUAGAGAAGGAUCUACUAUCACUUCAUACCGCCUUGAUACACGAUCAGCUGCAUUGAAGCAGCUGUGGGAUAAAUUUUCUACUACUCAUGAGGCUAUCGGCAUCGCGAUCACCCAACUUCGUACAGAAGAGAAAGAAAAACUUCAUCGACACAUAUAUUUCAAAGAUAAACUCUAUAAAUCAGCAUAUGAGAUUCAUUUGGAAGCUGCAGAAAUCAUAAAUGAAUUAUCUGAUGGAGAUAAGAAUCUGCACCGUUCUUCGUCGACAGCGUCAUUGACGCAAAGUCUUUCUCAACAACCAAUAUGGCAACGGGGUCCUCGCCUUCCACGCAUCGAUCUUCCAAAAUUCAAUGGAACUCCUUCGGAAUGGCUUCCAUUCAAGGACCUUUUCAAUUCACUGGUCAUAUCAAAUCAAACUCUAUCGUCUGUAGAAAAAUUGCAAUAUUUGAAAACUAGUCUGACAGGUUCUGCAGAGGCUCUUUUAAAAAAUACAACGCUUACCACAGACAAUUUCCAGAAAGCAUGGGAAGCUUUGGAAGUAUUUUACGAAAACAAAAGACUUUUGGUUAAUUCAGCCUUUCAUUCUCUUCUCACGCUCAAAAGAAUGACAAAAGAAUCGGGGAGUGAAAUGGAGUAUCUUUACACCAAUAUUAUGCAAAUCUUCCGAACGUUAGAAACCCUUGGCCGCCCUGUAAAUUACUGGGAUGACUUUUUAGUAUUCAUCGCCACUCAGCGCCUCGAUGCCGAAUCUGUAAAAGCUUGGGAACAUCAUCUAGGACCUUCCAGGGACCCUCCCACUUGGAAAAACUUUAGCGAUUUCCUUAUGAAAAGAAUGCUUUCUUUAAAAGCAUUUGAAAAAUCACGCCAAGGAAAACCUCAAUUGGCACAACAUCAUCAGAUCGUGAAAACGUACUACGCCAGUGAAAAUCAAGAACAACAUAAUAAGAAAAAAACCUGUCCAUUUUGUUCAGAAGAUCAUUACGCUGCAACUUGUAUUCAAUUUUGCAACAAAACCACCGAGCAAAAAACUUCUCUUAUCAUUAAGCACAAAUUAUGCUUUAAUUGCCUCGGGUUUCACCAAAUUUCAGCAUGCCGUUCGCUCAAGAGAUGUGCUAAGUGCGGACGAAAACACCACACUUCUAUUCAUACAGAAAAAUUCUCAAAAUCUAACAACGAGAAUUAUUCUUCUGCAUCUACACACAUUCAAGGAAAUCAUGCCUCGCUCACUCAACAACCAUCAACAUCUUGUACUCUUCUUGCAACCGCUCAAGUUUAUGUAUCAACAGAAACGGAGGAAAAAAUUCAAGCAAGGGUGUUAAUCGAUCCAGGUUCUCAAAUAUCGUUUAUUUCAGAAAACUUUGUGCAGUGCCACCAUAUUUCCCGAUCCAAAUCGUCACUAGUUAUUCACGGUAUCGGUGCAGUAAAGGCUGGAAAAACGAAAGGGAAAACAUCUAUAGUACUCUCACCUUAUUUCGCUAGUAAAGAACAAUGCAAACUUACCGCUCACAUUCUCCCUAAAUUGAUUUCCACACUACCAACGAUAAAGCUCGAUAAUCUUCAAAAUUUGCCACACCUACACGGACUCACCUUGGCUGAUCCUCAUUAUUAUCUUCCUGGGAGCAUCGACAUCCUUAUCGGUUCUGACUAUUAUGGGCAAAUCAUCGAAGAAGGCUUGAAAAAAGAAAAUAACAAUUUACCAAUAGCACAAAAAACCAUUUUCGGUUGGGUUCUCUCAGGUCCUCCAACUAUUACUCAGCCACAAACCAAUGUCCACGGAUUUACAGUUACGAUUGACCAAGAUCUUCACGACCUUCUACAGCGAUUCUGGCACCUUGAGGAAAUCCCAUCUUCUAACCGAUCUAAGCGUUCUACCGAGAAUCAACAGUGCGAGGAACAUUUCAUUCAAACGCAUACACGGGAUGAAAACGGGCGUUAUGUUGUUAAACUCCCAUUAAAAUCAUCGGCAUCCAACCUUGGAGAAUCAAAGAGUUACGCCUGCAAAAUCUUAUUUUCAUUGGAAAAACGAUUUAAGAACGACCCUGCCUUAUAUAAAUCUUAUUGCGAGUUUUUGAAGGAAUAUGAAUCAAUGGGACACAUGAUACUCGUUCCGGAAUCUACAACGGAUUCCAAAUGCGUAUACUACUUACCUCAUCACGGAGUCAUCCGAACGAACAGUCUUACGACGAAGCUUCGCGUCGUUUUCAAUGGUUCGAGCCGUACGUCCAAUGGAAUUUCUCUCAACAACAUUGUCUACACUGGGGAAAAAUUACAAAUUGACCUUCACGACGUUCUUCUGUGGUUUCGUCAAUUUCGAUAUGUCUUUUCAUCAGAUAUGGAAAAAAUGUAUAGGCAAAUAAGAGUUCACCACGAUGACUGGGGCCUUCAACGCAUCCUUUGGAAAGAUGAAUUUGGAAAAAUCAUCACUUUCGAACUUACCACUGUCACCUAUGGAUUAGCAUGUGCACCGUUUCUAGCACUUCGGUGUUUACUUCAACUUGUUCACGACGAAGGUCAAAAGUAUCCACUGGCUAUACCACCGCUUACCCAAGGGAGAUAUGUCGAUGACGUUUUCGGGGGAGCUGAUUCAAUCCACGAGGCUCAAGCAAUCGUUAAACAAACAAACGAAAUGUGCAUGGCGGGCGGUUUCGCUCUUCGAAAGUGGAUUAGCAAUCAUCAAGAAAUUCUAAAAAAUAUUCCUCCGAACAUAUGCAUUAACCCCCCAUCUGUUGCCAUCGAUGAGGAAACUACCGUUCACGCACUCGGGUACAUGGCUUUUGUGAUGCUUCUCAACAAGCUAUCGCUGCUGUUGUUUAUAUUCGAUCCGUUACUAAUGACACAACUCAAACAACAAUUGUCUGCUCAAAAACAAAAGUUGCUCCUCUAA